Penaeus vannamei (Pacific white shrimp) is the source of this 6708-nucleotide messenger RNA. Its product is annotated as La related protein. Lineage: Eukaryota; Metazoa; Arthropoda; Malacostraca; Decapoda; Penaeidae. Gene Ontology annotation, cellular component: cytoplasmic stress granule; cytosol. Gene Ontology annotation, biological process: positive regulation of translation; mRNA stabilization. The record is from RefSeq and is a predicted model, not a curated record. Gene Ontology annotation, molecular function: RNA cap binding.
ACCAGUUCCCCGUGAGGCAGUGAGCAGAGCGGUCGCGUCCUCGUGCUCCCCAACCCCGUCGCCGCCGCCGCCGCAGUGCUUAAAGGCCCGCGUUCUUCGCCUUUUAUUUUUAAACUUUUGUGUUGUGAGCGAACGAGGCCGUGUAACGCUGGUGUUGUCACAUUGAACGGAGGGAAAGUUUUUGCCUGUUUCUGCGGAAUUUGUCUGCUUCGUCGCGCCUACGCUGGUUUAUGUGCUGCGCUCAGCGGUUGAGAUUCCUGGAUUUGCAUGCGGAUUGGACCAUACGGAUACUUCAGGACAACUCCAGUUCUUCCAGAGACGCAAAGGUGCCAGUGAGCCCGUGUGCGAGAAGGAAGUCCCCGCGCCGGCCCCAGCAUCGCCUCCUGCAGCAACCCAGCGUGGCGUAGUGGUGGCGCCCGCCGUCGUGUCCCCCGGAGGGGUGGCGAAGGAGACGCCCACGCCCUCCCAGCCCACUUCCCCCGCAGCUGAACCCAUGCCUGCCAACCCUGUUCUGAGCAACACAGCUGUGAGCGCCCAUACUCCAGCCCAGCAGGCUCCUCCUGCCAACCAGCCCGCUGUCAAGAUUCCAAAAUCUGACAAGAAUAAAUCCAAAAAAGAUAAUGACAUUCCUGAUGUAGCAGGCUGGCCAACCCUGGUUGAAGUACAGCAGGCACAAGAGGCCAUUCACUUCAGUAAUAAUGCUAAGACUGAAUGGAGAAAAAGUGAGGAGAGAAAGAUAAAGGAUGUAGACAGAUCUAACAAGGAGCAUGAGAUUGAAAAGUCAGAAGACUCGGGUUCACAUGAUGACGAUUCGCUCAAAGAGAACCGUGAAGCCUCUGCACCACAGACCAACAACAACAAUAACAAUAAACUUCAGCAGACUAACAAUGCUUCCACCAAAGCUGCCAAGAAUAAGAAGAAUAAAAUCAAAAAGCAGAAUUGGAAGCGAUUAGACAUCCCGCCCCCUAAGCGAGAGAAGGGUUUCAGACGAACAGAGGGACGUGCUUCAGACUCUCUGGACUGGCGUGCGGACACACGGGCAACCAGCAAUGCAUCGAGGGGUCGUGGCAGUGGUCGUGGCGGCACAAUCAGAGGAAGAGGCCGAGGGAGAGGAGGUGGCCGAGGAGGAGGAGUAGGAGGAGGAGGGAGCGUUGCAGGGGUAGGCAAUGGACAAGUUGGUGGACGGGGCACCUUUAGGAGCCCCUCGACUGAACCCUUUGAAAAUUUCCACGAAUAUUCAGAGAUUCCCGAAUACAUGCUUCAGGACCCUAAUUUGAUGCAGUUCUUUGUACCAUCAGUAGGAUUCAUUUUCCCGGAGUUUGUGCCUCAGGACGAAACGGCUGUUAAAGAGAAGAUCAAGAAACAAGUUGAGUACUACUUCAGUGACGAGAAUCUAGCCAGUGACAUAUUCAUGAGACGGAAGAUGUCCAAAGAUGGCUACAUUCCUGUGUCACUCAUUGCAUCAUUCAAUCGCAUGAAGCAACUUACCCAAGAUGUUAAGUUGAUCAUUGAUGUAUGCAAAACUUCAGAUAAACUCCAGGUUAAAGAUGAAGUGUGGCUGAGGACCAAACAUGACCCCACAAAGUGGCCCUUGGAGGAUGCCGCAGCUGGACCCCUACAGGCUCAGCUGAAUGCUCUGGCUCCUCCUGUUUCUCCACCAGCCAAUGUCACCCUCACCACCCCAGCCAGCAUUCCCACCUCAUCAGAAACUCCUCAAGUGCCAGAUACUGCCGUCCCACUCUCCCCUUCGAUUGCCAUGAUGAAUCCAGAAGUCCCAGAAUUUACACCCCUACAACCAGAGCUGGACCCUGCCCAGCCAGAGUUUGUCCCAGCACAACAGAAACCUGUCCCCCCUGCCAACAAAACAGAACCUACUAGAAAUGAAAAUGAUGCUUCUGGAACAGUGAGUGUAAAAGAUGACCAGUGGAAGGAGGUAAAGCGAAAGACCCGAAUGCGACGAGAUAGUGAGGGCAAAGACAAGGAGGUGCAGGCACCAGCGAAACAUCCCGUCGUUGAAAAGCCCAGCAGCAACAAGAGCAGUCGGGGAGCUUCUCAGGAACCAUUUGGCUCUAGCAAAGACAUGAGGGAAGAGCUGGACUUUCAGUUUGAUGAAGAGCUUGACAGUUUACCCAAAGCUGGAAGACAACAUGACUUCAGUGAAUGGUCUGAUGAUGAAGAGAGUGAUUAUGAGAUCAGUGACCAGGAUGUCAACAAACUCUUAAUUGUGACUCAGUCCCCGCCAUCUGUCAUUGGUGGAACUUCUAAUAGACCAGCUAAGCAUGACGGAUUUGACCGAACAGGAGACUGGACGACACGCGUGAAGAUCACGCAGGAGUUGGCCAAAGUCAUCAAUGAUGGGUUGUAUAAUUAUGAGCAGGACUUGUGGGAGGGCAAUGAAUGGUUCCCCAAGUCUGCUGACGCACAAAAUGCAGCUAGAAUGCAACAGGUGACGAUGAUCAGUCAAGAGGUGAUGGACUCCUUGCGUCCCAACAACCCGCCUGUCCCUGCUAACCAAGAGGUCCCUCCCCCUCCCCCUCCCCUUCACCUCAUCCAGGGUGAGGAGGAAAUCCUUGAUGAAAAUGUGCCACCAACCCCUAAGACACCAAGAUCUCGCAAAGCUCCUCGCUUCUAUCCCGUGGUGAAGGAGAAGGCCAAUGUGGACCAGAGAACGCCCAGGAAGAAGAAGACCCGUCACUCUCACAAUCCUCCUGUCGAAAGCCACGUUGGUUGGGUCAUGGAUGUUAAAGAACACAAACCACGCACAAGCUCAAUAACGGACUUGAAUGCGAGUCCAAAUGAAAACCAGCUGUCCAGUAGUUGGGGCAGCUCGUACGGAUCUUAUGGCUCUCUACCCGGCUCAAUACCCACUUUCCAGCACCCUUCGCAUUCUCUUUUGAAAGAAAAUGGGUUCACUCAGCAAGUUUACCACAAAUAUCGUGCACGAUGCCUUAAAGAACGUAAAAAGCUUGGAAUCGGACAGAGUGCAGAAAUGAACACACUCUUCCGCUUUUGGUCAUUCUUCUUAAGAGAACACUUCAACAGGAAAAUGUAUGAGGAAUUCAGAAGGCUUGCGAAUGAAGAUGCCAAAGUUGGUUACAGAUAUGGGUUAGAGUGCCUCUUCCGCUUCUUCAGUUAUGGACUAGAGAAGCACUUUAGAGACGAAAUCUACAAUGACUUCCAAGAUGAGACUCUGCAGGAUGUACAGUCUGGCCAGUUGUAUGGACUCGAGAAGUUCUGGGCAUUCCUCAAAUAUUACAAAAAUGCUGGAAACCUUCAGGUGAAAGAUGAUCUGAAGCAAAGACUGGCCAAGUACAAGAGUAUUGAGGAUUUCAGAGUUGAAAUGCCAGAGGAAUAUGAUGCAGCAAGGGAAGCCAGAAAAGCGCGUGUGCGCACGAGAUCAGAGAAUGAGAGCUUUAGAGAAUAUGAGAGCCAUCACAGAUAUGGGAGUAGCUCAGGAGGCUCAAGAAGACGUCAGCGACGUGCAUCAGAAGGUGACGGAGAUCCAGAACAGGCUAACUACUAUUACUAUAACCAGUAUCCUAGGUCCAGAAAUAGCUCGGGAGGAAAUACCACAUCAAAGGUGAGCAGAUCUCGAAGUCGGCAUUCAAGUGGACAGACACAACGGCAAAGAGCAGAUGGUGGGAACUACAAAAAGACUAAGACAACAGCACAGCACAAGGCUACUUCCAAUACCAACAAGACACAACAGCAAGCACAAGGCCAGUCAAAGACAGCAGAAAACAAGAGCCAAAAUCAAGCCAGGGUCAAGCUAGACUUGAGUAAAACAGAAACAAGCACUAAAGCAGAGUCAGCGAAAGCUACAUCAUCAACACAGACUAGUAAAGGGAGUACUAAUGCCAACACAAAGUCAGGCACUGCCAAACCUGAGAGCUUAAUAAAGGGAGCAUCCGAAGUGAGCAAACCAGCAGGUGCUUCAGUUCCCAGGAAAGUGAUUCCCAAAACUGCACCAGUUCCAGUUCCUCAGUCUCCGACCACAUCCAGUUAAACAUGUUAAAGAAGGACUUAUAGAUGGAUGGCCACUUAAGGAUUUUGUGCAUUAUUAAAGACAGAAAUUAACUAAAAAAAAGUUUGCAUAUGUGAAAGUUUGUGAGACUGGUUUACCUGUGACAUAAUAGUGAGAUGUAGUGUUAACAAAGUAAAUGAAAAUGAUGUGUAAAAAAAAAAAAAAGGAAGGUUGAUGUCUCUCUUGCUUCAUGUGUUCAUUAAUUGCAUUGGUUGCAGCGUAUGUAUGACUUUGAAUCAACCUGAUAAACUUGAUGUGGGUAUUUGGUGGUCGGCAUUCAGAUUUUCUCCCUCAUUUGUAAGUCCCCUUGAAGUAUGAUUCCAAAAUCUCUUUUUACCCUUGUUUGUUUUCUUGGAUGUCCAGUUCUGCUGCUGCUGUUGUGAAGAAGACAGUUUUUACGAAAGACUUACUACUGCAUGAAAUUUGAGUUGAAAAGACCUAACUUGCAACAAAUUGCACCAUACUUCCUAUGGACUUCUAAUAAUUUAAGUAUUAGAAUACAAAUAUAAAGUCAUAUAUGUAAAUAUUGGAUUGUUUACUCAUUAAUACAAGUUUCAUGUACCAGAUGAUAAGAAAAACUUGAUUAAGUUACUUCAGCAGAGCUGUUUAUGGUCAUAUAUAUAUAUUUAUAUAUGUGUGUUUGUGUAUGUAUAUAAAAAAAGGAUUAGAUACUUGCUAACCACUCCUUGGAAUAUGCAGAGCCCAUAAAGCAAAAAAUAAAGAGAAAAAAAAUAUUAACCUGAAACAGAAAUUUGUAAGAACCAGUCUAAGUAAAGGCUUGUUGAAAUCUGUUGCAACCUGUCAUCUUCUCAAGGGACAGAAAGAUGGUAACCAUCUCUCAACCUCUACGACGAAAAGCUUGUGGCAGUGGAUGUCAGCAUGCCAUGAGACCUCCCCAGCAGCCUUUCUUUUUCUUUUUUCUUUUUUUCGUUAUUGAUUUUUUUCCCUCUCAUUAUUGUUUUUUGUUUAGGGAGUCGUCUUGUAUGAGUGUUAGAGGCUUUUGAGUGCAUCGGGUCCUUAUAGUCACACUUUCACAAAAUUACUUCUGAAUAUAUAAAGGCAUAUAUAUACAUAUAAUCGUGUGUUUCUUUCAUUCACAAAGAAUAUUAGGCUGAUUCUUCCUGCUGGGGAAGUUAGAUGUUUUGACUUGAUCAGCGGCUUGUGCCUUAAUUAGUACCUCAGCAAAGCUCAGUUUCCCCAUAGACCAUAUGAAAAGUAGAAAGCCCUAUUGAUGUACUUUCUGAGGAACACAAUUCCUGAUCCAGUCUCAAUAAGUAGAUGGGUAUAUUUCUGUUGAUAAUGUGUGCAUGUCUUACCCGAAUUCAGCUGGAAUUGUAGCUAAAAGUAUUUAACUUAGAAGGAAAAAAAGAAAGAAAAAGUCUUAUCAAUAUAUAUUUAUUGAAGUGUUAUGAAAGUAGGUGCUCAUUUCAUCAAGAUAUCUCUUAGCUUGAGAUUUAUGCAGAAUGGAAUGUUUUCCAUCAUGUUCUGAGAGGUUGAUUACUUCCUAGGUUUAUUUUUCUAAUGUUUGUAGGCGUUAUAUGUCUAUCUGGCGAGUUUUCUAAAGAUUUUAUUUGCCUUUUUAUCUGCAGUUUGGCUCUUCAUGGUACAUUAAGCUUAUCAUCCUAUAGUUGUUAUUUUGGCAAAGGUAUUUUACAUGGGAAGUCUCAUUAAAACUUAUCUUCCCUGUUGUACAUAGCUGUUUGGUAAGUGUCAGAAUCUGUAUGGUAGCAAUGAGGUUGCUAUGCAAAUGCAACAGUAAAGAAGUGCUUCUGGUAGAGGGGGGGGGGGAAUAGUUCAUGUGUGGAGUGGAGGCUACACCAUUGAGCGGGAAGGGUUUGGAGUUUGCCUACCUUCUGCAACUUGGAAAGUGAUAUCAUUAUGAUAGAUUAUGGUUUUGAUUAUCCUUGGUAUUUUUGUUAUUUAUUCUUAUUUAUUAUUAUUAUUGCCUUUUUCAUUGUUUUUCCCCCUUUGUCCUGUGUACCACACAGACUUUCAGAGGCAGAGAUUUUUUUUAAUGAAUGGUCAUAAAUAUUCAUGCUUAGUACAUAUUUAAAUAGACUUGAGUUUAGAUGUUAGAAUUGACAUUUUUAACUCAAAUUUGAAUUUCUAGAAGUGUAAAAUAAUAAUGUGGUCAUAAUUUAAGAAUAACUUAGGGUAAUGGUGUAGCUUCACACCACCUCUGUUGUUAAUUAUAAUGUAUGGUUGCAUUUAAUUAUAUUUUGUUGUAAUUCUGUUUUGGAUUGGCUUAAAAGAAAAAAAAAGUACAAAAAGUUCAAAUUAAAAAAAUUCUGUUAAAAGACGCGCGGAUGAAUUUCUUGAGUUUGUUUUGUGUGUCAAAGAAAUGCAUUUUGUUGAUUUAUUCAUUGUAACAAUAAAAAAGAAAAAAAACGCUCAUGUAUAGUAAGGUAUAGGGAUAGUACAUUGUUACAUUUGGGUCAUUUGUAUUGUGUUUCUUUUCUUUGUUUCUUUUUUUUAUUCUCUCUCUCUCUCCCUCUCUCUUUCUUUUCUCUCUUUCUUUUCUCUCUGUCACUCUCUCUCUCCUCUCUCUCCCUUCCUUCAUUAAAAUCAUGCCAAAUUGAGUGUAGUAUAUUUACCAUGGUCACUUGUCCUUUACUUUAAAGCUUACAGCUGUAACCUAAGUGAAUUAUAAGGUCAGAAAAUCAAUAAAAAAUCUUUAAAUACAU